CAUCUGGCGCCUGCACAUCCUCUCGGCCUUCCUGUGGCAAAUGGUCCAGCAAAGGAGCCUAGGGCCACUCUGGACUGGAGCGAGAAUGCUGUGAAUGGGGAGCACCUGUGGCUGGAGACCAACGUCUCGGGCGACCUCUGCUACCUGGGGGAGGAGAACUGCCAAGUCCGAUUUGCAAAAUCCGCUCUCCGGAGGAAGUGUGCGGUCUGCAAAAUCGUGGUCCACACUGCCUGCAUUGAGCAACUAGAGAAGAUUAAUUUCAGAUGUAAGCCAACAUUUCGGGAAGGAGGCUCCAGAUCACCAAGAGAAAACUUUGUGCGUCAUCACUGGGUUCACAGGCGGCGGCAGGAUGGAAAAUGUAAGCAGUGUGGUAAGGGCUUCCAGCAAAAGUUCUCCUUCCACAGUAAAGAGAUCGUGGCUAUCAGCUGUUCUUGGUGCAAGCAGGCGUUUCACAAUAAGGUGACCUGCUUCAUGCUGCAUCACAUCGAGGAACCCUGCUCCCUGGGGGCCCACGCUGCUGUUAUUGUCCCUCCCACCUGGAUCAUUAAGGUGAAGAAACCUCAGAACUCCCUGAAGGCUUCCAGCAGGAAGAAGAAAAGAACGAGCUUUAAAAGAAAAGCCAGUAAAAGAGGAACCGAGCAGGAAAACAAAGGUCGUCCUUUUGUGAUCAAGCCCAUCUCCUCUCCUCUCAUGAAGCCUUUGCUUGUGUUUGUGAACCCAAAGAGUGGGGGCAACCAGGGAACCAAAGUCCUCCAAAUGUUCAUGUGGUACCUGAAUCCACGGCAAGUCUUCGAUCUUUCUCAGGAAGGGCCAAAAGAUGCGCUGGAGCUGUACAGGAAGGUACCAAAUCUGCGAAUUCUGGCCUGCGGUGGGGAUGGAACGGUGGGCUGGAUCCUCUCCAUCCUGGAUGAGCUGCAGCUGAGCCCACAGCCUCCUGUGGGGGUGCUUCCACUGGGGACUGGGAAUGACCUGGCUCGGACACUCAACUGGGGAGGGGGCUACACCGAUGAGCCUGUUUCUAAGAUCUUGUGCCAGGUGGAAGAUGGGACUAUUGUACAGCUGGACCGCUGGAACCUCCAUGUGGAGAGAAACCCGGACUUGCCACCAGAAGAACUUGAAGAUGGCGUGUGUAAGCUUCCUCUGAAUGUCUUCAAUAAUUACUUCAGCCUCGGAUUUGAUGCUCAUGUCACCCUGGAGUUCCACGAGUCACGAGAAGCAAAUCCAGAGAAAUUCAAUAGUCGUUUUCGAAAUAAAAUGUUCUAUGCAGGGGCAGCCUUUUCUGAUUUCCUACAGAGAAGUUCUAGGGACUUAUCCAAACACGUCAAAGUUGUCUGCGAUGGGACAGAUCUCACCCCAAAGAUCCAGGACCUGAAGUUCCAGUGUAUAGUAUUUUUAAAUAUUCCCAGAUAUUGUGCUGGCACAAUGCCUUGGGGAAACCCUGGAGAUCACCACGACUUUGAACCCCAGCGUCACGAUGAUGGCUACAUUGAAGUUAUCGGAUUCACCAUGGCCUCUUUGGCUGCCCUGCAAGUUGGGGGCCAUGGAGAAAGGCUGCACCAGUGUCGGGAAGUGAUGCUUCUGACUUACAAGUCCAUCCCCAUGCAAGUAGAUGGGGAGCCGUGUAGGUUGGCACCCGCCAUGAUUCGGAUCUCCUUGAGGAAUCAGGCCAACAUGGUACAGAAGAGCAAGCGGAGAACCUCCAUGCCUUUGCUCAAUGAUCCCCAGUCUGUCCCAGAUCGCCUGAGGAUCCGAGUGAACAAAAUCAGUUUACAAGACUAUGAAGGACUCCACUAUGACAAAGAGAAACUUCGGGAAGCGUCCAUCCCUCUGGGUAUUCUCGUUGUUCGUGGAGACUGUGAUUUGGAGACCUGCCGUAUGUACAUAGACCGCCUACAGGAGGACUUGCAGUCAGUUUCUUCUGGGUCACAGAGAGUUCAUUACCAGGACCAAGAAACCUCCUUCCCCAGGGCGCUCUCAGCUCAGAGGCUAUCCCCUAGGUGGUGCUUCCUAGAUGCGACUUCUGCUGACCGCUUUUAUCGAAUAGACAGAUCUCAGGAACAUUUGCACUUUGUGAUGGAGAUUUCUCAUGAUGAGAUUUUUAUUCUGGACCCAGAUAUGGUGGUGUCACAGCAGGCAGGGACCCCUCCAGGAAUGCCUGACCUGGUGGUUGAACAGGCUUCAGGGCUGUCUGACUGGUGGAACCCUUCCCUGAGGAAACGCAUGCUGAGUGACAGCGGGCUGGGGAUGAUCACACCCCACUAUGAGGACUCAGAUAUGAAAGAUCUCAGUCACUCCAGAGUACUACAGUCACCAGUCUCUUCAGAAGAUCAUGCAAUUUUGCAGGCAGUAAUAACUGGUGACCUUAUGAAGCUCAUAGAAAGCUAUAAGAACGGAGGCAGCUUGUUAAUUCAGGGACCAGACCACUGUUCACUCCUUCACUAUGCAGCUAAAACCGGCAAUGGGGAGAUUGUGAAGUACAUCCUUGACCAUGGACCUGCAGAAUUGUUGGAUAUGGCAGACAGUGAAACGGGCGAGACCGCACUGCACAAGGCUGCCUGCCAACGGAACCGGGCUGUGUGCCAGCUUCUGGUGGACGCGGGAGCAUCUCUGAGACAGACAGACUCCAAGGGAAAGACACCCCAAGAACGAGCACAGCAAGCUGGGGACCCAGAUUUGGCUGCUUAUCUAGAAAGCCGACAGAACUUUAAGAUCAUUGGCCAUGAGGACCUGGAAACUGCAGUUUGACCCUGGGUGACAGGCACAAAGAACUCGAGCAAGCGUAUCACCUAUGCCCUCCCGGCUACUGGGCAGCUCCUCUGGAAGAAGCUAAUGGAAUUCAUAUCGGCCUCUCUCCUGCAAGGAUCUAUCUGAGACCACACUACCAGGUUUAAGGGCUACCGGGAUGUACAACAAGGACAUGAUAGCCCAUUGAGAAGGAGGCAGGCCGCCUGGAGAUUUGUGGAGUACGUGUUCCACAAAAUUUGAUCCUUAUUGCUUCCAGCAAGUAGCAUGAACUUCUGCGUUCACCUGUCUAAUUUAUUUCAAAGAUUCUGAGGAUGUUCACAUAAAAUGGCACUGCUCCCUCCUCCCUCUCUGCAUUCAUCUUUCCCUUGUACCACAUAACCUUACUGUAAUCACCCAUCGAUUUAGAAAAUAUACUAUCUCUUCUCUUUACUUUCAGUCUUCCAACCACAAGGUUGUCUGAAGGUCUUUUGAAACCCUCCUGGAUGUCUUGCAGAAACAUAUCUGUAAAACCACUUCCAUUUGCAGACUAAAUAUACCAAGUCUAGUUAGUGGCUUUGCAUGCCCCCUACCCCCUCUGGUUUCAUCACACAGGAGCUGGGAGGUGCCACAGUGGUAACGUCAACAUGUGUGCUCUGUCUCUGAGGUAUGGCGGAGCAACAUGGGAGCUGUCUGUGCUUGAAGUACUGCAGAGAGAUUGCCCAGGGGUCAUCCCAGGCAGCUGGGCUGUUGGUGGUCAGAAGGACUGGUUCAGCUUGGGCUGUUUGUACAGCUCGGUACUGCCUAUGUGUAGCCAUCUCUGCCUUCUGCUGCAGGGGAGAUGUGUCUAGGAGUCGGUGAAAGCCCCUAGCUAGUUUACAGAGCCAUGCGAUUCUAAGUGCUGUUUCAGGGACAAGGUUGGGCCUGUCUAGGACAUUGGUUAUAGGAAAUGGAGCCUUCAAAUGUUUAGUCCUAAGCUUUGUAAAGUGAUAAUAGAAAGCAGUCUAAUUGGAAAAAAAAUAGCAAAAAUAAAAGUAGCAAAGUGUGUCGCAACAAUAUACUUCAAUAGGAAAACAGCCUUUGGCAUUUUGGGCUCAGGUUAAUGACUGCCGGCUCGUGGAUGCAGUGGUGAGAGGGGUUCAGGUUUGUUUUUCUAAGAGUUCAGUUUUCAGGAUGUCAAGGAAGGCUUGACCCACGGACAAAGCCUCAUCUCACCAGUUCCAUGGUCAGACUCUCAGGAUAUCUGGCCCUUCCUAGUCUGUACUUCACUCGUGACUUUUUAGGUUCUGAGAUCAUGUCUGAUAGCCCUGUUUUCCGUGUAUUUGGGGGUUUAUUAAGCUCUGCUCCAUACUUUUAUUUUUUUUCCUGUCACGAAUUUCUUAGUAUAAAGCAUUGUGGCAGAAAUGGCUUUAUGAGAUCGUCACUUCUCUUCAUGCCAUAGAUCUGGGGGGGAUCAGGUAAUGAAGAGGAGGGGGAAAAUUGCUUUCUACUCAAAAAUCUUCGAGUUAGGUGUGGGUCACAAACACAGGUGAUGUAUCUGAGGGCUUUUCCUUCUGCUUUCUUCCAUUUUCUUUUCUCUUGAACACAGGAAAAUGUUUCCUCCAUGUUUCUGCAUGUGACCUUUAAUCUCACAGUCCAAUGGGGACAAUUUGUUUACCAGAGUCACGUAUAAUCAUUUGGAAAAGAUGGAUACAAUGUACCAUAUUAAGUCCAAGCAGGCUUUGAGUGGGUGGGGGCUUCAUUACCAGAGCCUCCCUAUAGUCAUUUCAGGACCAAUCUUGGCAUCAUUUCUAGCCGGGGGAAAAAGGGUUGGCUAAGAGUAAUGUGUUUUUAGGCAUCCAUCUCAGAACUGCAAUUUUCUCUUAGAUUUUGCAGGGAGGGGAAGCAGGGGGUCUGGACUCGAUUGUUUCCAGGAGCUGAAGUCACUGGGUUUCUGUUAGAAGUUUUUCAGUUGUUGGGGCUGUCAAGGAAAUAUUGUGAUGACAAAUAUAAUCCCUAGAAUGGACUGGAACCUUCCAGCUCCUAGAUGGAGUCAAACAUUUGGCCAAGCAGUUGGUUAUCCAGCUGGCCAGUGCUGAGAUACAGGACUAUAUUUUCGUUAACCACCAUCUCACAUUUCUGUGAGAAUGCUUCAAAACAGCCCCGAGAAAAUUUAGGAUAGAGGUGGCUAAGGGCCAAUCCCAAUAACUCCAACGAAGGCACGAAUAAGUCCCUGGCACAAAAGAAGAUGCAGUACUAACUACUGUAAGGGUCCUGGUACAUGUAGAAAUUGCACCCCUCCCCUCACAAGAAGAGAAAAAAAAUAGAUUCUACAUCAUAUGUGUAUGAUCCAUCUCUGGAAAAAUAACACCUCUAAGACUUGGUG
Molecule: messenger RNA, 5086 nt
Organism: Alexandromys fortis (reed vole)
Lineage: Eukaryota; Metazoa; Chordata; Mammalia; Rodentia; Cricetidae
Gene: Dgki
Product: diacylglycerol kinase iota
Exons: 32
Coding region: 472-2745 (757 amino acids)
Biological process (GO): intracellular signal transduction; regulation of synaptic transmission, glutamatergic; diacylglycerol metabolic process
Cellular component (GO): nucleus
Molecular function (GO): protein binding; ATP-dependent diacylglycerol kinase activity
Source: RefSeq, a predicted model, not a curated record